Linum tenue is the source of this 2107-nucleotide messenger RNA. The record is from the annotation of a GenBank genome assembly. Lineage: Eukaryota; Viridiplantae; Streptophyta; Magnoliopsida; Malpighiales; Linaceae.
GAUGUCCCGUCCGACCUCUUUCCGAUCUCCUUCUCUUCUUCAACCCGCAACCCGAUUUCUUUCCAUCGCAAUCCGGUCUCCCCUUCAGAAACCCCCAACUUUCCCUCCCCUCCAGUUUCAAAUUUCACUCCGCAGAACCAGAAAUCCCAAUCCUCACAGCUGCUCCGCCGUCUCCGACAGCUCACCCGUAGAACCCUCUCCGUCGCCGCCGACCAUCGUAUUUAUCAAAGGACUGUCUCUAUCGACCACCGAGUGAAAAUCAUAGUGGACAACCGAACGAUGGAGUCACUGGGAUUCGCUUAUGUGUGGUUUGCUAGCAAAGCGUCUGCCGAUCUCGCUGUGGAAGGAAUGAAUGGAAAGUUCUUUGAUGGCAGGUUCGUCCUAGUUACCAUUGCAAGGCCUGGUUCCUGCAAAAUCGACAGGAAUAAAACAGCAGCUCAUUUCAGGUUUUGAUUAUCAGCGGUGAAGAAGUUUUCAACGACAACGGCUCUAGGUUUGUGGCAACCGCCUCAAGGGCUGGUAAGUUCCACCUCCGUCAGAAUUUUCUAGUUUGGUACUUCCCUAGUCUGAUUUCUUUUGCGCCUUGUCGAGAAAUAUGGAAUCGCAAAAUUUCUUUCGUCCUAUUCUGUCGAAGUUUCUGAGGCCGGAAUGGUUUCCCGUUCAACGGAAGGCCGUUGAAAUUCACGGAGUUUCGCCAUGAUUAAGGAAGCGGGUUAGGGUUUUGAAAAUCACCGAGUUUCGCCAUGAUUAAGGCAGCGGGUUAGGGUUUUUGGUAUCCGAUGUUCGCCGAUCGAUCGCAUGCUGGGUUUAACGCCUUCCGGAAAUAUGACCCGAUCUUGUCUGAUGCAAUCUAUCUGGACAAUAACUUCUUUAGGACACUCGAUAUAAUUAGAUCAUUCGGCUUUUCCAAGGCUGGAUCUUGAUGGAAAAAGGUAUGAUGCUUCUCCGUACCCGUAAGCCUAAUGAUCUAUUGGUCCAUAUUCCUUUAUGUAUACUUGAAGCUGAAUAACAUAAUUACACAUGGGCUGACUGGUUUCUUAAGCUAUUAAUUGUCUGAGCUGCAUUGUAAAUAGAGAGUGUUACUCUUAGUUAAUAAUGAUGAAAAUCAUGCUUGGUAGCCAUGUUAGAAAGGUGUGAUAGUCCAGUCCCAUUAUCACUCAAGAUUGAGCUCGUCAAUUUGGCAUUUGAGUGCCCCCCUCUCCCCUAUCCUUUAUGUGGAAGCCCUAAAUUGUCUUACGGGGAACAUUGGAACGACCAAUAAUGAUAAAGUGAAUACUGAUUCUGUUUGAGAAUGAGAACUAAUGUUCUACAAGUGGUAUCCUAGAGGUGCCCGUCUAGUAGUUCUAGUUGUUCCUUGCUCCAUUUCACAUUCUUAAUCGUGAAGGGUCUUGUUGAAUGAUGGUCUUAAUGGAGUCAUGGGGGAGAACUUCGGAAUGAUUUUAUGAUUGAGAAAAAUACUUCGUAACACUCUUUUUUGGGACAAAUGACUUUACGCAUGACAAUUGUACCCCAUUGUGCCUCUCAAUUUGGCUGCCUGUUUGAUUGACUUGGUCGAGAAAAUACAUUGUGACCUAUGUUGUUUGAGAAAGUUAAUGAUUUGAAGUAGCGUCCCAGUGUCCCUCGUUCCAAUUGCCCUUCUGCUCCAUUUCAAAUUCACUAAUUAGGGGAGGAUUUUUAUAUAACCGAGACCUUAACAGGGUCCGAGAAAUGAAAUAUGUUAUGAUCAAACAACGUGAGAGUUAUAGUAAGCAUAAUCGUCAGUAUUGUUGUGCCUAUGUCCCGCCUUCCAGUUAUCCCCGGUUCAGAUUAUUAUCAAUACGCUAUUAGAAGGGAAUUAUGGUAUUAGAGGGGAAUCUACUGUUGCGAAACUAUUAAUAUGAUAAAUGCUACCUCACAUGGGUGAUUGGUUUGGUGAAUACUUGAUCAAGGUUCGUGGAUGAGAUAAUUUGAUGAGUGUCUUUGGCAAGCAAAUUGUUCUGGUGCUCAUUAUGAGGUAAAAUAUUCUGGUGCAGUUGAUUCUGAAUAUUCAGCUCUCCGGUGCUUUCCCUUGGUUUGCUAUUUUUUGUUGUGGCCUACAAGUGCUCAUUUUGUGUUCUUUAUGAUCGAG